Molecule: messenger RNA, 3142 nt
Organism: Spizellomyces punctatus DAOM BR117
Lineage: Eukaryota; Fungi; Chytridiomycota; Chytridiomycetes; Spizellomycetales; Spizellomycetaceae
Product: HAD ATPase, P-type, family IC
Exons: 7
Coding region: 1-2925 (974 amino acids)
Biological process (GO): sodium ion export across plasma membrane; potassium ion import across plasma membrane; intracellular potassium ion homeostasis
Cellular component (GO): membrane
Molecular function (GO): ATP hydrolysis activity; P-type sodium:potassium-exchanging transporter activity; ATP binding
Source: RefSeq, a predicted model, not a curated record
AUGACCGUAGAAGAGGUUCAGAAAAAAUACAAUGUCAGCUUUACGCCAGAGAAACCGGCUAGUUCGCAGGGCUUGUCUGCUGCCGAAGCCGCAAAGCGCCUCGAAGAGUACGGCCCCAACCAACUGAGUCCGCCCAAAAAACGUCAUCCGUUCCUAAAGUUUCUGGAUCAUUUGCUCGGGCUGUUCAAUUUGAUGCUGUUGGUCGCUGGUGUCGCAUCCUACAUUUUGCUAGCCAUUGACUUUGAAGGCAACAAACCAAAUUUGUGGCUGGGUGCCAUCUUGCUUGCCGUGGCCUUUUUGAACGCCUUUAUUGAAUUCUUUCAAGGUCAAAAGAGUGCUGCCAUAUUAGAGUCGUUCCUGAACUUGAUUCCUGCAAAGUGUUAUGUCGUUCGUGACGGCAAAGUCGCUCAAAUCUCUGCCCUCGAACUCGUUCUGGGAGAUAUCGUGUACGCUCGAAGUGGAGACAAGCUGCCCGCCGAUCUCUACAUUUUUUCAGCAAAUGAGCUAAAGGUGGACAACUCGUCCUUGACCGGAGAAGCUGAUCCCCAAGAGCGAGGCCCACGAAACAGGUACCAGAAUCCCUUGGAGGCGACCAAUUUGGUUUUCAACGGUACACUGGUUGUGAAUGGUGAAGGAUAUGGUGUUGUUGUCCGAACUGGCGACAAUACCGUCAUUGGGCAAAUUGCCUCCUUGACCGCAAACGAAGAACGUGGAAAAUCUCCCCUGACCACUGAAAUUGACUUGUUUGUCAAACUCAUUGCUUCCGUUGCUGCUGUUGUGGCCAUCAUCUUUUUUAUCCUCGGUUUGACUGCCAAAGGAUUGAAUAUCUCUCAAGCGCUCAACUUUGCGAUUGGCACGUUUGUCAGUUUUGUUCCUGAAGGUUUACCUGCGACUGUAACGAUUCUCCUGACAUUUGCCGCAAAACGUAUGGCCUUGAGAAAUGUUCUCGAGGGACCCGUUUCCGAGCGUCCUAUCUUGGGUGAUGCCACCGAGUCGGGACUGCUUCGGAAUGCUGCUGCAAAGAUUAAAGAUUUUGACGGGAUUUACGACCGAUAUCCAAAAGUGCUUGAAAUCCCCUUCAACUCAGACAACAAGUGGGCCUUGACGGUGCACCGUAAACCUCACGACAAGGGCGACUUGAUGCUCUACUUGAAGGGUGCCCCCGAACGUGUCCUCCGCCUCUGCUCCACCUUCUUGCAAGGCAAUGAAACUGUUCCGCUGACCGAGGAGCACAAGAAGCAAUUUGAAGCUACCUAUACCCUCAUGGCUUCCAAGGGUCACCGUGUGCUGGCAUUCGCGGCCUUGGCCCUCCCCCGCGAGCAAUACCCCGCCGACUUUGUGUUCAACAAGGACCCUCCCAACUAUCCUACCACUGGACUCACCUUUUACGGUCUCGUUUCUUUGGAAGAUCCACCCAAGCACGGUGUACGUGAAGCCAUUGGUCACUGCCGAGAAGCCGGCAUCAAGGUCAUGAUGGUGACGGGUGACCACCCGUUGACAGCCGAAGCCAUUGGUCGCAAAAUCAACCUGAUGCUCCAAGACACCAAGGAAAAGCUCGCCCAAAAGCGCAAUGUACCUGUCGAAAGCAUCCCCGAAAGCGAUGUGAACGCCAUUGUUAUCCACGGGGAGCAAAUCGACCACCUGACCGAAUCCGACUGGGAAAACAUUUUCGACAAGGAGGAAAUCAUUUUCGCGCGUACGAGUCCCAAACAUAAGCUGCAGAUUGUCAAGAGGGCCCAAUCCCGUGGCCACAUUGUGGGUGUGACGGGAGACGGUGUCAAUGAUUCUCCCGCUUUGAAAAAGGCCGACCUGGGAAUCGCCAUGAACGUGUCUGGAUCAGAUGUGUCCAAGGAAGCCGCUGCCAUGAUUUUGAUUGACGACAAUUUUGCAUCGACUGUAUCCGGUAUCGAAGAAGGCCGACUCAUUUUCCAAAACUUGAAAAAAUCGGUUCGGUACACGGUCACCCACACGAUGCCUCAAGUCUGGGCCAACCUCUUGUACAUUAUUGUGCCCCUCCCGCUUCCUCUCGGCGCCAUGCUCAUCCUUGUCACCGAUCUCGGGUUUGAACUCUUUAAUGCCCUCAGUUACGCGUGGGACCCCCCGGAAAGCAAAACGGGACUCAUGAAACUGGCUCCUCGUAAACCCGUCACUGCAGCCUCUAUUGAACGGUUACGCCGGCGGGAACGCGAAGCCGCCGCCGAUCGACCUCCCCAUGAUCCCGAAUCCGGUACACCCCCACCUCGGACCUUGUCUGCCAAAAUCUCAAACGGCUGGCGCACUGUCAAAUCCGUUUUUACCAGACGCUUUUGGCGAGACCAUUUCGAGGAAACUGAAGAAGAAGUCCUAGUCGACCGUGAAAUUCUCUGCUGGUCCUACCUCGAAGCCGGCACGAUCGAAACCAUUGGUUGCCUCGCCACUUACUUUACGGCCAUGUGGUACUACAAGCGUCUCACACCCUACGAAGCGCAACGCUACGCGGGCCAAUGGGGCACCGACGGCCCGAUUACACUGAUGAACGGCAACAUACUCUCCGUUGACGAGCAAAAAGAAGUCAACAAUGUCGGACAAUCCGGAUACUACAUGGCGAUAUUUUUCCAACAAUGCUUUAAUCUCUUUAUUUGUAAAGCCCGCCUUGGACUCCCAAUCGGUUCAUUCAUGUUUUCGAACCGGUACAAUUUCGUUGGUAUUUUAUUUGGGAUGGCUUUGGUUUGUUUUGUGGUUUACGUUCCGCCGCUUAAUGUUGCGUUUUCGACGAGUUGGCAUUUGAGUCCUAUCAUGUGGCUGAUUCCGAUUGGGAAUGGGUGUUUGUUGUUUGGGUAUGCUAUUGUGCGGACGAUUAUUAUUCGGAUGCGGAAUCCCAUAAAGUACACUCGAGAUGUGGUGGGUUUACAAAUGUAUCCUACCCGCUGGUCGACGCGUGGAUAAAGAAAUAUGCAUUACAAGAGAGAGAGAGAGAGAAACGAUUACUUUUUGUAAUGUGUUUUUACAUGUGGGGACAUGGAUCUGGACUGCUCAUAAUAGACUUUUUUUUUUUUGUUUGUUUUUCACACACACACAAACACACACACAUAUAUGUUUAGAUAUUUUUGUCUCAAAGAAAUGCACAUGUCCAUUCUUAUAAAUAUUGGUCAAGAAGCACAAA